AUGUUUACUAUGCAUUUAGCUAAAGUAUUUGCUGCUUUCAUAGCUGGGACACUUGGUAUGUGGCCUGCGCUAGCUGUAAGUACGGAGGAGGCUGUUAAGGCCAGCUUAUUUCCCAUGGAGGACUUCGAGAUCAUGGAGAUAAGAAAAGCCUUUAUUGAAAGGAUCACAAGGGUACGGGAAGAUGCUUCUAGUGGAGAUUUUCUGGAUUCCCAUAUCGAUCUUAGUAAAGCAAGGAUGCCAUAUCAGGAGAGCCGCUCAGUACUAGUUAUAGAUGUCGGAGGAACAAGUCUGAAGAUAAGUGAGGUUGUCAUCGACCUUGGUUCUGACGAAAAGGGAAACUCUCCGUCUUUCCACGACAUAGUGGAAUGUAGCCCAUCUUUCUACAGAUAUCCUGACACCUCGGGUGUUUCGGGCCAAGACAGGAUAAGCUGGAACGAGUGGGUUGCAGACCAGGUUGUUGAAUUCUAUGGCAGAAACCCUCCAAGAAGUAAGGUUAAUGCAUCUCUGACAUUCUCCUAUCCUCUUAUCCAGACAUCUGUUAAUAACGCACAAAUAAAAAAGACAACAAAGAACUUCUGCUUCAGAGAGGACGAGGCCACGUUUACCACGGACAUAGUCGAGGCCCUCAACUCCUCGCUGAGGAGCAGGAAGAUCAACGUCUGUGUCAACUGCGUCUUAAAUGACUCCACAGCAACAUACAUGGCAGGAGUGCUCAGGGGAUAUAAGAACAUAAUCGGGAUUGUUCUUGGGACAGGGACAAACUCGUCCUUCUGUGUGAAGAAGGGCAGAAGCAAUGAGGUGGUACUAUACAACUCCGAAUGGGGAUCCACAAGAGUUCCAAGGAGCAUGUUAACAGAAGCAGACCUUGCCGUUGUUGUGGACCUGGAAAUGAGAAAGAUUUCGCAUAACAUCAUUGACGUCUUAGCAGGCGGCUGUAAACUUGGUGACAUCGUUCUUCACAAACUUAGAAAUACGUAUCCUGAAAUUUAUGAGGAAUACGCAGAGAGGGAAGAGGUGCUCCAUUCGAUGAUCCACUCAGCCAUCACCGGAUCUGGAAACGGCGCACUGGCUAAAAGCCCCAAACUACGCAACGCACUGAUGCCCAUAGUUCGUGACUUUAGGGCCAGGGGAAUGAAGAUAUUGGCAUCCUUAAUAGGUGCUGUGGUCGAAUCCACCAUGGAUAAUGCAAACACAAUCACGCUCGUUCUGAACGGAACAACCUUCUCGAAUGCAGGCCUCAGAGAUGCUCUUGGAAUGGAGGUAAAAAGGAUGCAUCCGGAUAUCGAGAUCAACCUUGUCUUCCUUAGUAAUGCCUCUCUGGAAGGAUCUGCACUUGUAUCCCUUAUGUAUUCCGAGUACCCCAAGGUAGAAUGUGACUUGGCACCACUUGCCGCUCCAGUCCUUUCAUUUGCCGAUCAGACUCCUUAG
This is a messenger RNA of Encephalitozoon cuniculi GB-M1, 1428 nucleotides long. Its product is annotated as hexokinase. Gene Ontology annotation, molecular function: D-glucose binding; mannokinase activity; fructokinase activity. The record is from RefSeq and is marked provisional. NCBI's taxonomy places the organism in Eukaryota, Fungi, Microsporidia, Unikaryonidae. The transcript has a single exon. Gene Ontology annotation, biological process: glycolytic process; glucose 6-phosphate metabolic process; intracellular glucose homeostasis. The coding region runs from base 1 to 1428 and encodes 475 amino acids. Gene Ontology annotation, cellular component: mitochondrion; cytosol.